AUGCCCGAGUUAAAGAAAUACUUGGGUGAAGUUUAUUUAUGGCAAUACGUCCCCAGUCUCGUCGGAUCAGUCAUCUUCACCCUUUUCUUCGCCCUCGCAACAGUGGCCGUUGGAUAUAAGAUGCACAAGUCCAAGACACGCUUCUGUCUCCCUUUUUCCCUCGGUGGCUUCUGCGAAGUUCUGGGCUACUUCUUCCGAGCUCUAUGCUACAACGCCACCGACUCCUUGCCUCUCAACAUCAUGCAGGCCCUCUUCCUCCUCCUGCCGCCAGUCUUCUUCGCAGCCACUUUAUACAUGGUGUACUCUCGUCUUGUACGGGCUAUUGGUGGAGAGAGUUGUUCUCUCAUCUCUGUUCGCUGGACGACUCGACUUUUCGUCCUUGGGGAUGUCCUCACGUUUAAUAUGCAAGGGAACGGAGGUGGCUUGCUCGCGAAUGAUGAUCUUGUUCACAUUGGAAAUAUCAUCGUUAUUACCGGCCUUAUCGCGCAAAUCCUCUUAUUCCUCGCCUUUGUAGCCUGCUGCGUUAUCUUUCAUCGACGAUUCAGGGUUCAUUUGAGGCAUACUAGCAUCCCAGUUUCGAUCCGUUGGGAGGCAUAUCUAAACAUGCUUUACUUCACAUCAGCUCUCAUUCUUGUUCGAAACAUCUUUCGAGUCGUCGAGUUCGCCAUGGACAAGGAGGGCUAUUUGCAGCAGAAGGAAUGGCCGACUUUUGUAUUUGACUCGGUCCUGAUGCUGUUGGUUAUGCUCGCGUUUUAUGUGAGAUAUCCCGACAAUCUCGUGGUGAAUUCGAGAGACUCGGCGAUUGAGCUUGUGCCAAAGGAUGAGCCUCGGGCUGGAGAACCUGGAGCUUCGAAUCAGAUGGACUGUCGAGAGGCCCGCAGCGACUUAGACAGGGUAUCGCGCGAACUUCAUUCUCUCCAGACAGUGCUUGAGCUCAUUGAAGAAGACGCCAAAGACGACACGAAGCCUUUCCCACCAACAAUCCAACACCAUGUGUCAGGCAUUGUCACAAACUGUGGCUCCGUGGUUCUCGAAGUCGAAACGUGUAUUAAAAAGUAUGGGGAUGGACGCAUCAAGAGCAAAGCCGCUUGGGCGAUCAAUGGCCAAGGUGACAUGGAGAAGCUGAAGUCCAGCUUGGAAGCUCACAAAUCAGCCCUGGAACUGGCCCUCGACAUGUUGUCUCUAUCUCUCACGAAAGAUAUCAAAGCUGAUACUACGGAAAUUCGUAACGAUACAGCUGCGAUUAAAGACGACACAGAGUUGAUCCUGCUGGAGAUCGCGCAGCUUCAAGCUCGAUUACCCGAUACGGCUGCUGCUCCGAAUGAUUAUAUUCUCCAAAAGUUCUUGGAGGAGAUGGCGACAUAUACCGAGACGACUCUCGAUGCAAAUGUGUCCUAUAGUGAUGGUACGAGAUCUAGAGCUUUGUCUAUCGUAGUUGAGGACAACGACAGCUCACCCAACUCUCCGCGAUACGAUCUACCGACCUCAGAACUCCAAGAUCCUACCGCCUUGGUGGUUAGUCUGUCGCCGGACUCAUCAAAUCCAGAAGAUGCCGCCAAGGACGGCAAAUAUUACCCUACUUAUCCAGAACCUCACCGAUACGCUCCCUGGCCGAGACCGGUAAUGGAAGACAUCCCCCUUCGCCCAAAGGGACCUGGUCCCGCAUCUUCGUAUCCCAAUUACGCCUACGACAAAGAAGUUGCACUCGGCAGUGAUCCUCAAGCCCUAGCAUUGGAUUCUAAGAAUGGAGAAACGCAAAAUCAAGUCGCAUCUCUGCCCACGAGAGUCCAAGAGGAAUCUGAUGUUUCUGAAUUUGCGUUACUAGACGCCUUCGAUCCUCUAUGGCGAGAGCGCUAUGGCAACGAUAUCUGGACACUAUCAAAUGACGAGAUUAGAGAGAACCAGGAGUUUGUCAUCGGUUUUUUGAACCAACUUAAGAAUGCUGAGAUGUCACAAGUAAAUUAUACACCGUCAGCAAUGAACAAUAGCCGGGUACAGAGUGACCAAGCUCAGCCUCUGCCAUCAAUACGUGACUCUCAGCAAACGGAUCCCCCCAGCUCGAUUUCUCAUCAAUGGCCCCAACAAUUGAUGCCGUACAUGGUGCCGACUAACGGACCGAUUGCGAGAAAAGAACUCAAUGCUGUCACAUCACCGUCCAGGACAAAAGACCAGCCCAGCCAAGAAGGAUUCCAUAUCGUGAGGUUCAGAGGCAAUGUGGUCGUUGAUCUACCAGUACCCGACGGGAUCCUUGCCCGUGUUCCUCACUCUGCCCCCCCAGAUCGAGACGAAUUCACGCAUUCGAGGUUCAGUUUUAUUACUUGUCCGCCAGAGAAGUUUGGAGAUCAUAACUAUACAUUGAGAGCGACACUCUUUGCGAAGCCGCGGCAAACGAAGUUUAUUUUAGUCGUCCAAUUAAACCCUAACGACAAAGAUUUCAUACGGCGCUGGCGUCUAAUUCACGAUUCUAUUGCAUAUACUCAGCAGCAUUCAGAUGGCUUUUGGAAGCGAGUUGUUGUUCAUUUCCACCUCACUCAUGGAACGGAAUGGGGACCCCGUGACGUUGAUCAUCCAUUAAGUGUGCUAGAGGCCAUUGGUGGGAAUCUGACACUCAGCGGCAAACUGACAGAAGUAGGCUCUAAGAAUCGUGAGCCGAUAGACAAGGAUUCGUCAGCGAUUGAAGGGCAACCGAUUCAUGCCACUAUGUCAGAGGUAUGA
Messenger RNA from Fusarium subglutinans, 2715 nucleotides. Its product is annotated as Rtm1p-like protein. The transcript is spliced from 3 exons. NCBI's taxonomy places the organism in Eukaryota, Fungi, Ascomycota, Sordariomycetes, Hypocreales, Nectriaceae. The record is from RefSeq and is a predicted model, not a curated record. Bases 1 to 2715 code for a protein of 904 amino acids. Gene Ontology annotation, cellular component: membrane. Gene Ontology annotation, molecular function: chitin synthase activity.